Messenger RNA from Melanotaenia boesemani (Boeseman's rainbowfish), 3036 nucleotides. RefSeq names its product CKLF-like MARVEL transmembrane domain containing 8b (gene cmtm8b). Gene Ontology annotation, biological process: myelination. Gene Ontology annotation, cellular component: membrane. The record is from RefSeq and is a predicted model, not a curated record. The transcript is spliced from 5 exons. The coding region runs from base 144 to 656 and encodes 170 amino acids. Gene Ontology annotation, molecular function: structural constituent of myelin sheath. NCBI's taxonomy places the organism in Eukaryota, Metazoa, Chordata, Actinopteri, Atheriniformes, Melanotaeniidae.
GCAGAGUUUAACUCCUGAUGGCUGUUUUCACACCAGUCUGCUGGAGACGGGUGUCCUUGCUGGAUUCCAGGACAGGAACAUAACUUCCUCUGCUGCAGCGACAACAUCAGAGAAAGCACACUGGCUCCCUGUUUCAGUGCAUCAUGGAAAGACCGGCGGUGGGGACGCCCUGCAGGGCUCCUUCAUUACCACCAUACAACACCUCAACCUCCACCUUGGCCUUUGAUCAGCAUUUCACCACUACUACCAAAGGAAUUCUCCUCCUGGCUGAGAUAGUUUUUGGUAUGUUGGUGUGGAUUCUGGUUGGGGGUACAGAUUAUUUUCAUCUGUCUGCUCUUUGCUGGGUGAUGUUUGUUUCUGUCUUGUGUUGGAUUCUGACUGUAUGUCUGUUCAUCAUUUACCUCACUGGAGCCCAAAACAAGAUACCACAAAUUCCCUGGAUUACACUGUCGUUGUGCUUUGACUGCAGUGCUGCUGCUUUGUAUCUGGUGACUGCCGUGGUCGAGGCGCUCACGGCCAAUCAGGCCAUUAGAGGGCGACACAGCUACAACUGUUGGGCAGCAUCAGCAUUCUUUGCAUUUCUGACCACAGUGUGCUACGCAGGCAGCAGUUAUCUGAGCUACCGUGUCUGGAGAACCACAAAGGAAGAGCAGUAGCAGUUGCUUCUUGCGACAUCAUUCAGACUCCCUUGUGCGUCAUAAAAAGAUAAAGAGCAGAGAGGAGACGCUUUCUUUAUCAGUAAACAUUGUCAACACUGUAACUGCAAAGUGAUGAAGUUGAGUUCACUGAUAAACCAAAUCAAUAAAAAGAAGGCAUUAGGCGGAGCAGGAGCUUGUUUUCAGCAUAUUUGCUGUUGUAUGUUUAUGACAAUACACAAAGAAGAAGUGGUGCAUGUUGUGUACAACUUUGCAGUCACUAGCUUUUAGUGCAUUUUGUCUCCAGUGUGGGGAAACAACAACAACAACAACAACAACAAAACACAUAAAACAAAAACCACACAAAACAAAAGAUUAGUUCUUGCAAAAAUCUUUAGCCACCUCCUUUUUCUUUGCAUGUUUCUAUGAAAACAGGAAUUAUGUGCAGCAAUUCAUUAAAAUGUCAAACCUUUAAGUAAAGCUCAGGAAUACCAUUACCAAGCUCUACUGAGCUAUUAGCUGCUUUUUUUUUCCUGAUCUCUGUCAAGAUGAUCCCAUACUGCUUCAGUAGUGAUGACAUCCAGGCUCUGGGAAGGAUUCAUCACUAGAUAAAAUCUGUUGCCUCCGAUUUUCAGUCCAGUUCAUGUGUUAUUUGGCACUAUUUCUCCCUAUUUUCCUUCCUUAAGAAUGAGUUGUUAACAACCACAUUUCCACUGAGACUAUUUCUGAUGAGGCGUCAGUAAAGUUUUGAUGGAUCAGCUGAAGGGACACAUGCAUGUCUCAGGACUUAGCUUUUAUUUUAUUUUAUUCUUUUUUUUUUUACAAAAUUCUUAAGGACAUCACUGUCAGAUACAGGUCAUCUGCUGACAUUGUUUUGCUCUCCAUUUGUCUGGUUUAUUCACUUUUUUUUAAGACACUGUAAAUCUUCAGGAAUGAACUUGUUUGUGCAAACCUGCUGUUUAUGCCUGUCAGACUGUGUGAUCUUGAGCAUUUUUUAUUCAUGAAAUUAUAGACAUGAAGUAUGUGUCUGUCCAACAGACAGCAAACAAAGUGCCUAAAUAGGUUCUAUGUAAAGGUGACUGUCAUGUGUACACACAGCACUGGAGCUGUUUUUUUAUGCUCGAGGAUUCAUAGAUCAGCACUAGAUAAUAAUAAUAAUAAUAACUUUAUUUGUAUAGCACUUUUCGAAACAAAGUUACAAAGUGCUUUUACAGCAUUUAAGAACGCAUACACAAAGGUAAAACAAUAAAACAUGAAUUCAAAAGAGACAAUAAAAUUAAUUAAUAAAAACAAAUUCACAAUAAGAAAGCCAUUCUAUAAAAGUAAGUUUUUAAUUUAGUUUUAAAAGUGCUAACAGUGUUGGCUGCCCUGAGCUCUUCAGGCAGAGAGUUCCAAAGUUUAGGAGCUCUAGAUGACUUAAUGAAGACAAAACCUGGUAUUUUUUUCUGAAAAUGGCCAAGGUACAGUGACUGGUCUGAAAAUAAGCAAAAAGCCAGUCAAUGUCCAGAAAAACAAACUUUUGCUUAAGACUUGUGUAGAAGAUUGGAGAAAAGUACCUGCUUGGUAACAACAUGCUAAGAAAUGUGGAUCAGACUUAUUUUACAGGAAUGUUAUCAUUCUAAUAUCUAAUCAAUAAUUUAUCAGUGGAAACUCUGGUCUGAAAGAACAAUGGCCUCCACAUCAUACAAGUCCAGCUUGUGUAUUUCCAACUUCACAGAAAGAACCAGAGCUCAAACGCAAUCAUGGUGCAACUGAAUACUGGAAUGGACAAAAACAGCAAAAAGCAGGUAAAAUUAAAAUUAUGUAUAAAAUAAUAUAAAAAAUUUUAUACAUUAUAUAUAAUAUACACCAGUAUUGUACUGUUAGAAUAUGAACCGUCUCAGUAAUCUGUACCUAAUUUAAUGUAUUGACGUUUCACAGCUUUAUUUACAUUUCUGUCACAUCAAACUUAAAAUCAGAAAUACAUCCUUCACACUUCAUACUGCACAGUUCGCUUUGUGUUUGUUAAAUAACAAGUGGAGCGUUGUGUGCAGUCUGCUCUGCAAUAUCAGGAUAAUAAUCCAGGUGUGUGGGUAGUGAUGCCAUGGAGCUAAUUUUCCUUUAGUGACUUUAUUUGCAAACCACAAAGUUUUUUUUUUUUUCCACACAUGUUUUUUUUUUUCUUACAGCAUCAAGUUGCACUGAACUGAAGUCAAAAUAAAACAAGAUGCAAAACUGUUAAACUGACUUUUCACUAAACACUGACAAUUUUUUAUGGAUUAUAUGAAAAGCUUGUUCAUGUGUGUUUAAGUAUAAAUAAGUGGGAGUACAAAAGGUUUUAAAAUGUAACUUCUCAUCUUAAAUGUCUGUUUUUAUUUCUCUCGUGUGUAUAAUCAUUAACAAUUAAAAGCUGUUGCUUACG